GAAACGUCUGGUACGUCACUGUUUACAGUAAACGGCGCCACUAUGCCUUCAACCACCGGCGGGACGAGCUCUGCGCUGUCAUCAGCUGGCUUGAGUGCCAGUCAUGUGGCAAGCAAGGAAUACGGUAUCAACGCAGCCAAGCUCACGUUCUCGCCACAUCAGCGUCUACCACCGAAACCGAAAUUUCCCAAUUCUCGUAAAUCGCCCGUGCCACCGCUGUGUCAAAAUCGCGCACUACUGACACCAACAAAAUCGGGAACAAGAACGGCCCUGACUGGUACUUCACGCGCGCCCCGAGGUACGCCAUCGUAUAUGGCACCAACGCUUUCAUCACUCCAGAAAAUAAGGCCACGUUCAAAGUCAGUAUCUACUGCAUCCACAAAAACUCCACGCAUUGGGUACAAUUCCAAGCCAGUUUAUUGGCAGAACACUAGAUCCGGCUCAGUCAGCCGUAUUUCACGUCGACAACGCUUCCCGACUUCCCGGCCGACUUCGCAAGGAUCAACUCUGAAGUGGUAUUCUCGAGCUGCUCCCAAGCAAGCAUCCAUUGGAAGUCCUAUGACCGAUGAAGCGUUUGAGAGCGAACCGGAAUCGUCAAGAGCAUCAGCUCGAGCACGUCGCAAAGUCAUCGUAUGGCAACAAACAACGGCAGAGCCACUGCCGAGGAGCUCACGUUUUGAACGUUUUCCGACGAUUGGUGGUACUCCAAGAAGGCGUGGUGUGAGUCGCACCAACAGCUCAUUGUCGCUGACACCAAGUGGAACUUUCUGGAAAACCACAACACAAACAGCACCAGAAAGAACUUCACGCUGGGAUCGCUUCACUGAGCGCCAGAGGAUGGUGUCGGAACCAGGCCGAUCACGCUUCUCACGCUUUCACAUCCCGAUUUCGCAAGGGUCAACUCUGAAGUGGUAUUCCCGAGUUGCUGCCAAGCAAGCAUCCAUCGGAAGUCUCGUGACCGGAAAUGCGUUUGAGAGCGAACCAGGACCGUCUAGAGCAUCAACUCGAGUACGACGCAAAGUCAUCGUAUGGCAGCAAACGACGGCAGACCCACUGACGAGAAGCUCACGUUUUGAACGUUUUCCGACGACUAGUGGUACUCCAAGAAGCCGUGACAUGACUCGCACCAACAGCUCAUUGUCGCUGACACCAAGUGGAACUUUCUGGAAAACCACAACACAAACAGCACCAGAAAGAACUUCACGCUGGGAUCGCUUCACUGAGCGCCAGAGGAUGGUGUCGGAACCAGGCCGAUCACGCUUCUCACGCUUUCGCAGUCCGACUUUGCAAGGAUCUACUAUGAAGUGGUAUUCCCGAGCUGCUCCCAAGCACAGUCUCGUGACCGGAGAUGCGUUUAACAACGAACCAGGAUCGUCGACAGCAUCAGCUCGAGCACGUCGCAAACUUAUUGUAUGGCAGCAAACGACGGCAAAGCCACUGCCGAGAAGCUCGCGUUUUAAACGUUUUUCGACGACUAGUGGUACUCCAAAAAGUCGUGGUGCUACUGGCACCGACAGCUCGUUGUCGCUGACACCAAGUGGAACUUUCUGGAAAAGUGCAACCCAAAGAGGGCCAGAAAAAACUUCACGUUGGGAUCGCUUCCCUGAACCAGGCCGACUGCAUUUCUCACGCUUUCGCAGCCCUGCGUCGUAUCUAUCCACGGCUCGAACAACAAGCAGUCAGCUGCGUACAGCUCGACCCUGUAAGCAACUAUCUCCAAUGUCGCUGCUAAAGGUCCGAAGUGCACAGCAACCCUACACGACGCUCCUGCUCGGUCCAUCGUCUGAAUACCAAAUCGAGGAUACCCAAGCUACACUAGCAGCUGAUUCCUCGGAUGGAGACAGGGAGAAUCUUUUUUGGCAACAAACCUCGUCACAACCGCCACCCCGAACAUCACGUACGGUGCGU
Molecule: messenger RNA, 1908 nt
Organism: Gongylonema pulchrum
Lineage: Eukaryota; Metazoa; Nematoda; Chromadorea; Rhabditida; Gongylonematidae
Source: the annotation of a GenBank genome assembly